GAUCUAGAGCUUUUUGCACAUCUUUCAGCCUCUGGUGGUCGCAAGUCAUACAGGAAGAAGCAGCAAAGCACAAAAAGUUACGUUUGAAACUCACACUACGUACUGUAUUUUGGUGGCGCUCAUUCCCAAAACAACGGACAUCUCUACAUUAAUGACCGGUCGCAUGUUAAUACUGCUAAAGUCCUGCUUAUGAGUCUUGUGAAACAGCGCGCUUCAAUUCCCCUUCACUUCCGCGUACAAUGUUUUUUUCUAACGACCUACGACAACUUUAGAGCAGGAAGCCUCCGCGGGCGCUUGUCACUUCGUCUCACCUUUUUAAGAAGCGUGGGCUGUCUGGUGCUCAGUGUUCUAAUCUAGCCAUGAGUAUAAUAGGAGCAGAAGAUGAAGACUUUGAGAAUGAUGAGCAACCUAUGGUUGAUGACAACUGCAGUCACUUUACCAGUAUUGAUCUGUUAAAGUCCAAGCCCACCCACUUGCUGGUCUUCCUUCAUCAUGUCAUGUUGCAGUUUGACUGCGCUCCCGUGCUGUGCUACCUUCAUGCUGACCUCUUCAGGAACUUCAAUGCCAAAGACACCAAGAAACACUUUGGAGAAUUCUACAACACUUUUCUGGAUAAAGGCGCGAACCUCAGAGUAACUGUGCCAAACAGCGUAGGUUUUGAACUUGAUCGCACACGUCCAGAGAUGAUCAGCGAAGAGCUACAGAAGCGCUACACUUAUGAAGUUCAGCUACAGCAGGCUCAAGAGGUACUGCGACAGCUGGAGGACUUCAGGCAGAAGAGGAUGAUGGGAAUGACUCCUAAUGAGCGUGAGCUAAAUGAUGUGGAGUCUCAUCGCCCCACUGACCGCAUCCCCAUGGAGAUGAAGGAGAAGGCUGUAGCUGAAGGCUUGCUGGAAAGGAUGGUUGAGGCCAACCCCUCAAUUGUCGCUGACAAGGACAAAAGUAACUCCAUCUUUGGAGCAGUGGCCUUCUAUAUGAAGCACCUUGGAGUCAAGACUAGAGCACUUGACAACAAGAAGACUAAAUCCGUAUGGCGGCCCUCUGUUCCUUCGGUGUUAAGGCCAUGGGGAGGUGGAAAACCCAGCAAACCAAUCAAACCCCCCGGGAUCAACAAUGAUGGUAAGCAAUCUAGGUUGGACUUUGAAGCAAAGUCCACCAAAUCAAACCCUCCUCCUCCACGAGUGUUGAUAAAUGACAGCAUCAACAAUUUAGGCCGAAAAUCCACUGGGAUCUGGCCAGGCAGUGUCUCGGAGAACACCGAAGUACCGACUAUUCCCUUCAAUGUGACUCCCAGCCCUGACUCUCAAAUUGAAAUCGGUGUCAACACCAGUCGCCUAGACCCCAAACCAGUGCCAGAAGGGGGCGAUGUGUCUCCUGUCAGCACUGGUCCAGGUCUCAGCGUCAGCGAACCUCCCUCUUUCGAUGACAUCGUUGUGGAGGACAGUCAGGACGGCGCCAAGAACGUGCGCCGCAGCGAGAGCCUUUGUGUGGAGCGCCGUCACUCUCGCCGCAGCGGCUCCACCCGGGCCAAGCAGUCUCGCUCCCGUAGCGACGUGGACCUGCAGUCAACUUCCUCCUCCCACCCCCCCUCACCCUCCCCACAGCUCUCUGUGGAAGGUGGGCUGUUGCCUGAUGGGCCCCUCGCUUGCCCCGCCUUUGGCCCCUUCCCUCAGCAUGAGGAGAUGGAGCCCCGCCUCCUGGAGCUUGAGCAGGAUUCACCCAACUGGAGGGAACUUGCUGAUGGUGACAAUCUAAGCAAACUGAGCAAGAUGGAGAUCAAGCGACAGGAAGUCAUUAAUGAGUUGUUUGCAACCGAGCACGCACACGUUCGUAUGCUGAGCGUACUGCAGACCGUGUUUUCUCGCCCACUGGAGAGGGAGGAUAUCAUGGACGCGACAGAAGUGUCUGCAAUCUUUCCUAACCUUGAUGAGAUCAUAGACAUGCACUAUGCUUUUUUUGAGAACCUGAAAAAACUGCGUCAAGAGGACAGUUACAUUGUCAAGAACAUAAGCAUACCACUUCUAAACAGGUUCAGUGGCUCAGAAGGAGAGUGGUUUCAGAAGCUCACCGCACGUUUUUGUAGUCACCAAUCCUGGGCUUUGGAGCAGAUUAAAAUCAGACAGAAGAGGGAUCCACGUUUUAAUGCUUUCAUACUGGAAGCAGAGAGUAAACCGCAGUGUAGGAGACUACAGUUGAAAGACAUCAUUCCUAUCGAGAUGCAAAGACUAACUAAGUAUCCUCUUCUGCUGGAGAACAUUGCCAAGAACACAGAGGUUGAAACAGAAAAAUCGAACAUUACCCAAGCAGCAGAAUGUUGUCGCAAGAUCCUCAACCACGUCAAUGAAGAAGUUAAACAAAUGGAAAACUUACUGAUUUUGAAGGACUACCAGCGCAGGCUGGACACCUCAGGACUAAAGCCCAGCAAUGAUCUUUACGUUGAGUACAAGAACAUAGAUCUGACCACCAGGGAGAUGCUGUUUGAAGGCCCUUUAACAUGGAAGGUGACCAAGGAGAAAGCAAUCGAUGUUCACUGCGUGCUGCUGUCAGACCUGUUGGUCUUGAUGCAAAAGCAGGAUGAUAAGAUGGUUUUGAAGUGUCAGAGCAAAAGCAACAUCGCCGUUCAGGAGGGCAAACAGAUGUUAAGUCCGAUUAUCAAGCUGCAGUCGGUUUUCCUCAGAGAUGUGGCCACAGACCCAAAGGCUCUCUACGUUAUCUUCACCUGGGACAGCGGAGCACAGAUAUACGAGCUAGUGGCUCAAUCUGUCGGGGAAAGGAGAAACUGGACUGAAGUGAUUAAGUCUGCAGUUGAUGAGCUGAAGAAGAGAAAAGGGAGUGGACUUGAUAGACAGAGAGCUGGCAGCGUGCCCAGCAGCGCUAUUGGACCUGGGUAUGGCUCUCUCUUUCAUCCUCCUCUUAGCCCCACGGAGAAUGGCGCAGUUUCAUUGAAAAGUCACAGUGCACGAUACAAGGACAAUCUCGCUGAUGAAAAGAGCAACAUUUCUGAAACUUCACUCAUAGACUAUCUAGCUGCCAAUGGCAUCGACCUGCUCACCCAAAGCCACACCCCUUCUGAAAAAUUAGCUGCGGGGGCUUUGGAUGAAAUCAUUUCUUUGAAGAGACUGUUGGUCGGGAGUAUCAGCCUGUCGGAUGAUUCGGGGGCGGGGCCUGAAAGCCAGGAGACAGAUGGCUGUCAAUCAUCAGUGGAGGAAUCCAGCACAGAUGACAAAACUGAAGGACAGGAGGGUGGAGGAGAUGAAAGUAGUAAAGGAGAAGAAGAAAGAGGGAUCAGCGCUCCUCUGGUGCUUUCUCAGGAGCGCAUGGAGGAGGUGCAGAGGAAACUGCAGGUUCUUGAGGAACAACUGAAGAGACUGCAGAGUGUUGAGGAUUACCAUUAUAAAUUGCAAGAAGCCCUUGGGAAAUAUUCACUUCAGGGGGGCCUUUACAACUGAGAAACAUCACGACCUGCUGUCAAAGAUCACUGUGUGUGCUGGAAAAUAGUCUUGAAGUGGCUUGCAGAGGAUUCAAUGAUUGACUAUUACUGCCUACAUUUGUCUGCUGUUCUCUUGUCUCAGCUCUCCUUUCAGAAGAUUGACCGCAGACUUCAGGCUGUUUCUAAGUCAUUGAGACCUGAAAUAGACCGGGUAUUGUGAAAUUAUAGUGAUCCAUGAGCAUGAAUGCGUGUGUAUGUGUCUCUGUUGAGUGACAGAAGAGUGACAGUCUUGCCAAAAGAUGCCAAAGAAAUGUAUGACAUCUAAAGAACGAUUAAAGUAAGAAGUAAAUUAAGUUAAACUUGUCAACGCAUGUCAAGUUAGUUUAGUGUCAAGAGACUAUCUAUAUUCAUAAGAAACUUGCAUCUCUGUAAAUUUAGUUAGAUAUGAUGCCGGCCACUAAGACUGGAGUUACAGAGUCAGGUUUUCUAUCAGAUUAUACAAACAAAUGAUGUGCCAUUUUAUUUAUUGUUCAAAUGAACAGUGAAGCUUCAAAUUAGCUUUUUUUGCCAAUGAUACAAUUUUCUCAUCCAAAAAUACAUUACCGUCUAUUUUAAAUAACAGAAAUUAAAAUGGGUAUGUGUGGAGUUCCUAGCAGAGCAUUGUUCUAUUUUGCAGUACCCUUGCAUGGGUCAAACUGUAGUAAGAAGAAAAAUGACAUGCUGUUUGGUUUUAACAUGUUUGUAGUUUAUUUGAAUUCUGUGUCGUCUUACCAGAACGUCUGUGAUUUUUCAAGAAAGAAAAGAAAAGUGUUAAGUUGGACAGUUCAGUAGGAUGAGGAAGGGGAGAUGGUUUUGGGUAAGGUGGUGCUGGUUUACACACUUGACCUUCGAGAGUGAAGCUGAGAAAGCUGGUGCAAGGUUUGAUCUUAAGAGAUCUAGUUGGAGUUUGAUAUGUGAAAAUCUAGUAUGAAUCGCUUCAAAUGUACUACCUGCAUAGACAGCUCAAGCACAUUUGAGUUAUAACAUAAGAGGUCAUGUAUGAUGUAUGACAGACUCGUGCAUGUGUUUAUUGAUCUGAUGUAGCAAAGCAGAUGUAGUCUGGUAGGUAGACACAGAUCAUAUAGUUGUUUGUGUGUACUGUAUCUAUGCAAAAUCAUGAGAUGUGUAUAUAAGGUAUCAGUCAUUUCCAGUCACGUCAUUGCUUCUGAGUUUUGUUUUGUUUUGUUUUUAAGAGUCGUUUUGUCAGCCUAAACUGGACCAAAGAGUUAAGAUAGAGGAACAUAUAAGAUCAUUGUCUGGUAAUGCAUGUGAAAGUUAGCUGAGAAUCACUCAUUGGGCUGAAAGGGAAUGGGGUACGAUCCAUUCGCCGAUCCCUCUCUAAACUGCUUCACCUCUCUGCUGGAUCAACCCAUAAAAUGUUGAAGUGGAUUUGCUUGUAAAGGCGGUUUGUAAUCCUAUUUUGGCGUGAAGGAAUUAAAAGUUGGCGCCGAAAUGAACUGCUGUAUCUAUUGUAGAGAAGAUGCUGGUCCUCAUUAUCUGAUCAUGUUUUUCGGUUUAAGGGACUAGCAUAUUCUCUCUGCACUCUUUGCCUUAAGUAACCACAGAAGACCAAGUAAAUCUGGGUGUUGAUAGCAUUUCAGAGUUUGGGUGCAGAAACUGUGGGUUUUCUCACCAGUACCGUAAUUAUGAUCUUAUGCAACAUGCUUUCAUGAUGUUAUUCAACCCACUGCCUAGUUAUGCAACAUUGACCCCGAUUUGAUAUUGUAGUGUGAAUUAUAUUGGUAGAUCCAACUUGUUCAUUUCGUUUUUAAGUUGUUUUCUCGCUCUUUUAUCAACUGUUUCCAAAUGGUUUACUUAUCUGAAGUCUUGCUUUCACAUCAGAAGAACCAGCAAUGUUGGUCCUAGUAGCUGUCAAUCAGACCUGUUUUCAUCUUUUAUUCUCUUUUAGAAGUAAUGAAUGAAAUAACUUUUAAAGGUGGCUCAAGAUGUUCGUUCCCACUUUACCACCUAGCUGUCUUUCUGGUGGCAUAAUUUUUCAUUUGCUUGUAUGUGUUUUGUGUUGUUGUUUUGAUGUUUUUUUAAACUUGUGUUAUGUACUAUGCAUUGCCUAUUAUAAAAGAGGGUAUGAGAGAGAAAACUAGGACACCCUUUGCCAGACUAAGCCUAGAAGGCCUCACUCAGUGUCACUUGGCAAGAGUCAGUUGCAGUUCAUUUGCAUGAUGUGUGCAACUUGGAAUGAAGAAAUGAUCUAAUUUACCGUGAACUAAUUGACAAGAGAGUUGUGGGUAAAGUGUCUCUCUCACCUUGUACACUUUUGAUGCAUCUAUCUAAUCACACAUAUAUUAUACAUAGUGGUAUAGCUGUAUUUUUAAAUCUAUUUAUAGGGUGCCUUGUGCAGAUUUAGGUUUUCUUUUCAAAGGGCUCCUUUAGUCCUUCUGGCACUCUGUCCCUUCUCUUCGUUCAGCAGUGGUCAGUGUAAUUGUUAAUCUCAGAUCUGCUUUUGGCACAUCUGAUAUUUUGUAAAGUCACCUCUUUAAGUGCAAUGCACCAUUGACUCAUACUAUCCAUCAAUUUUUGUCGCACCUGUUUGUGGCUGUUAAAAUUUGUUUUCCUUUAGUAACCGAUGCCCCAGCAAAGGUUUUGUUCAAAUGAUCUAAACCCUCAUACAUCAUUCCUACAUUUUAUGUAAUACUGUGUAUAGAAGUUUACUAAAUACAGGCAUUCCAUUAAUGUCUGUCUAUAUAAAUGAUUAUGCAAGAACUAUUCUGUGUAUUUGGGCUUUGAUUUUAUUUUGUACGAUACUUAAGAAACAUGUAGGUACGUUUUUUUAUUAUGUCUUUUUUAAUAAAUGAACAAAUGUUAUUUGAGCUUU
This is a messenger RNA of Triplophysa rosa, 6302 nucleotides long. It is a transcript of the gene arhgef1, whose product is annotated as Rho guanine nucleotide exchange factor (GEF) 1b. Lineage: Eukaryota; Metazoa; Chordata; Actinopteri; Cypriniformes; Nemacheilidae. The record is from RefSeq and is a predicted model, not a curated record. The coding region runs from base 360 to 3449 and encodes 1029 amino acids. Gene Ontology annotation, cellular component: cytoplasm. Gene Ontology annotation, biological process: G protein-coupled receptor signaling pathway; intracellular signal transduction. The transcript is spliced from 31 exons. Gene Ontology annotation, molecular function: GTPase activator activity; G protein-coupled receptor binding; guanyl-nucleotide exchange factor activity.